Messenger RNA from Sclerotinia trifoliorum, 2004 nucleotides. The record is from the annotation of a GenBank genome assembly. Lineage: Eukaryota; Fungi; Ascomycota; Leotiomycetes; Helotiales; Sclerotiniaceae.
AUAAAAUGUUGCAAAUUGAAAUGUGUUUGGUGUGUGAAGGCUGGGGAGUAACUUGACUAGAAAGGAGAACAACCCCCCAGUUUUUUAAGCAUUUUAACUACGAAAUUGCAAGUCCACAACCCUCCCUUAUUCAAACACUAGUCAGAAAUCCUAUUACAAACUUAAGCAUCAUGCCUACUACCCCUAUUACCCUCAAACCAGAUGGUCUUACCGAUGAAAAUGGCCAUUCUUUAUUGACUCAUCUAGAGGUCCAGAAACUCCUCAGAUAUGUUGUAAGUCUAUCUUGACUCUCAUAUUGUGCUUUGCUUGACUCCCAAUAUACAUCCUUGGGAAAUAGGAAUGAUGUUUUGUGAAUUUUGUCUUUACUUUACAAGAGAAUACUGAUUUAAAUCUCAUAGUGGACUGGAGCCUUUCUUUCUACAACCAAAGAGGAAUAUAUGAACCACACAAACAUUCAAACAGACGAUUACAAUCGUCUAAAGGAAUAUAUUGACCCCCUUCUAUUAGUUCACGCUACUGUAAGUAUAAUUUAACAUUCGAAUUCAAGACCACUAACAGUCCAAAGUGCAAAGAUCAUUGUGUAGUCUUCAAAAGAGACACUUACCCAACCAUCGUUGACUUGGCCAAUUCUACAUACACCCUCGCGCAGAAAGCGGGCGGUACAGCAGCCGGCUCAUACUAUGCAAACAUACUUAGAGAUGGAGGAAUCCUUUUUGAAGAGUUGGGCAAAGACCUCGCCGAUCAAGACCAAACGCUCAUCACCAACAAGCGAAAAGUAAUCAAUGCUCUCGUUGACAGGCAAGUUGCUGGAAUUACCAAGCUUCAGACAGAUGCUGCAAAUGUUAAAACAUCUUUAUUGGAAUUCGAAGAGCAGCUCAGGAGUGAUCAAAAGGCUCUCAAGGAAAAAGACAAAACUAUUACUGACAAACUAACUGCGGAAGGUGGAGAUAUUGAUACACUCACGACUGCUAUCGCCAGCAAAACCACGGAAAUAACGGAAGAACAAGAUGAAUAUGAGCAAGGUGAGUCUCAAUCUAUUCUAGACAUCAUCCAAAAGGACAAUGACGAACGAGUACUAGACAUUAUAAUUGCUGCAACAACCGUCACUUAUGCCUCCGUGUAAGUUCUAUUACCUCUUAUAGAACUCCCUCUGUCAUUCAAAAAUCCCUUAUCUAAUUAAAUAACCGUACAGAUUUCCAAUCGGUACCAUUUGUGCAGCAGUGGUUCUUGGUGUUUACAUAGAGAGAGCAGUCGUAAUGAAGGCAAAAGUUGAUGCCUUGAAGACAAUUCUUCAGAAUGAGAAGGAUGAACUUGCUGCUGACAACAUGCUGGUGGCUGGUCUCAAACUUAUGGAUGUAAUUAUGAAAUCUCCAUCAACCGUUCUUUUUUUUUUUCAUUUACUAAACUCUCUUGUCUGUUUAGAAAGAUUUGACUUCUUUGAUCGCACUGAUUGGCCCAGCCAUCACUACCAUUGAUGAAAUGAGGGGAGCUUGGAACAACAUCGCUGCGGAACUCGGAGCAGUCAAGGAUGCUGUAGCCGAGAACUCUGAAGAAACCGAUUUGCCAGAAUUGCAGCAAAUCUCACAGGAUGCUAUCCUCGGCGCAUGGAAUGACCUUAAGGUUGAGGGUACGUCUUGAACACCUCUAUUCCUCCCCUCCUACCAUGUGUUUUCUUUUUUACAACAGCUGACCAACUUUUCAAUAUAGUGAACAACUUCCGCGAGGCCGCGUACAUUAGCGAACCCGAUCAAGUCAGUCUUGAUGAGUAUUCCAGACAGCUACAGGCUUCAAUUGAUGGUGCUGGAAAGUAGGAUAUGUGGAGAUUGUAGCGAAAUGUCUAUCUUCUGGGGAUGUCUAUCUUCUGGGUACUCGUUUCGUAACACUCGAUGCCCCUGGUGUUACAAUGACGUGACCUUGUAACACGUCAUUAAAGAUUGGAAAUUCAUUUAACUUCUAUAUCUUCCCUUAGCUUUAAAUAUCAUUCAUUUACUUUAUAGAUAUACU